Molecule: messenger RNA, 1591 nt
Organism: Rhododendron vialii
Lineage: Eukaryota; Viridiplantae; Streptophyta; Magnoliopsida; Ericales; Ericaceae
Product: sulfite oxidase-like
Exons: 13
Coding region: 85-1263 (392 amino acids)
Cellular component (GO): mitochondrion
Molecular function (GO): molybdenum ion binding; oxidoreductase activity
Source: RefSeq, a predicted model, not a curated record
AUUGCCACACACUCUCUCUCUAUCCGUGUGUGUGUGUGUGUGUUCUGUGUGUGUAAAAUUCUUGCAGGAAAGGAAGGAUAGAGAAUGCCAGGCCUAAGAGCCCCUUCUGAUUAUUCCAAAGAACCCUCUCGUCAUCCAAGCCUCCUUAUCAAUUCCAAGGAACCCUUCAACGCUGAGCCCCCUCGUACGACCUUGAUUUCCUCUUAUGUAACUCCGGUGGAUUUCUUCUACAAGAGAAACCAUGGGCCAGUUCCAGUUGUUGAUGACAUUGAGAGCUACCGGCUAUCUAUUGGUGGUUUGGUGGAAAAGCUGAUGGAACUCUCUUUGGCCGAUGUCAAGAAGCUACCAAAAUACAAUGUGAUGUCAACCUUACAAUGUGCAGGUAAUAGAAGGACUGCAAUGAGUAAAACAAAAGCAGUGAAAGGUGUUGGCUGGGAUGUGUCUGCGAUUGGAAAUGCCAUUUGGAGUGGAGCUAAACUGGUUGAUGUCCUUGAACUUGUGGGAAUUACUAAAUUGUCGAGAACCACAUCUUUUGGCGGAAGGCACGUAGAAUUCGUAAGCGUUGAUAUGUGCAAGGAGGAGCAUGGAGGUCCAUAUAAGGCAUCAAUUCCAUUGAUUCACGCAACAAACUCUGAAGCUGAUGUUUUACUUGCAUAUGAGAUGAACGGAAAGCCUCUGAACAGGGAUCAUGGAUAUCCACUUCGUGUGAUUGUCCCUGGUGUUAUUGGUGCCCGCUCUGUUAAAUGGCUGGAUUCAAUCAAUAUAAUGCCACAAGAAUGUCAGGGCUUUUUCAUGCAAAGGGACUACAAGAUGUUUCCUCCCUGGGUUAACUGGGAAAAUAUCGACUGGUCUACCCGAAGGCCACAAAUGGAUUUUCCAGUCCAGAGUGUGAUCUGUUCGCUGGAGGAUGUCAACACAAUGCAACCUGGAAAGAUAACAGUUCAGGGAUAUGCAGUAUCCGGGGGUGGGUGUGGCAUUGAAAGAGUAGAUGUAUCGUUUGACGGCGGCAAAACAUGGGUGGAAGCAUCCAGAUACCAAAAGAGUGGAAUUCCAUAUGUUUCUGAUGAUGAUGCAGAGACUGAUAAAUGGGCCUGGGUGCUCUUUGAGGUCGCAGGUGAUGUUUCCCAGAACACGGAGAUAGUUGCCAAAGCGGUUGACUCUGCAGCAAAUGUCCAACCUGAAAAUGUUGCAGUGAUAUGGAACCUAAGAGGGAUACUCAACACUUCAUGGCAUCGGGUCCAACUUCACGUCAAACCCACAUAGAUGGAAUUGCCAUGCAUCGUCAUCCAUAGCUUUCAGUGUUCGAAGAUACUAUUAGAAAUUAGUCAAGCUAAUUUUGUCCAUAGCAAUAAAAAGUCUUUUUUGGGUUAUCGGGAUUCUAUAUUCCUUGUAGGUCAACAAAAUGUAAUCAGAUGGUGUGUACGUAGUUGUUGUUCGCUUAUUUUGGCAAUCUGAUAUUCUGAUUAACGGAGGAUUGGAACUUGCUUUUCAAGCCAAUCCCCAGAUCUAAUUGGUAAAUUUGAUUCCUUUCAUAAUUUCAAUUUCACUCGCCUUCAGGGAAAAGAAAUCAAGAAUAGGUCGACUUCUGCAA